Chelonus insularis is the source of this 2519-nucleotide messenger RNA. It is a transcript of the gene lolal, whose product is annotated as lola like. The transcript has 4 exons. Gene Ontology annotation, molecular function: protein binding. Bases 232 to 615 code for a protein of 127 amino acids. The record is from RefSeq and is a predicted model, not a curated record. Gene Ontology annotation, biological process: regulation of transcription by RNA polymerase II. NCBI's taxonomy places the organism in Eukaryota, Metazoa, Arthropoda, Insecta, Hymenoptera, Braconidae. Gene Ontology annotation, cellular component: nucleus.
GAAUUUGUCCGAAUUAUCAUCACCGUGGUAUUAGCCACAACAAGAUAUCGGCAGCAUUCACUGUAAAGUUUUCGCUGUGUAUAUAAUACUUGCGAUAGUCAUAAUUUUCUUUGAGAGUGUGAAUUUCUGUAGCUAUCAUCUCAAUUUAAAUAAAAAAAAUAUCAUUUUACUAUUACCAAUAAAUAUUUCAGUUAUAUAUUUAAAUUGUAUCAUCACAAAUAAUCAUAAACAAUGGCGGGCGAACAACAGCAAUUUUUUCUUAAAUGGAAUGAUUUCCAAUCAAAUAUGGUAUCGUCUUUUAAACAUCUACGAGAUGAAAAAAGCUUUACUGAUGUGACACUAGCCUGUGAUGGACAAACAUGCAAAGCACAUAAAAUGGUACUAUCCGCAUGUAGUCCUUAUUUCAAAUCUCUUCUUGAGGAAAAUCCGUCCAAGCAUCCCAUAAUUAUUUUGAAAGAUGUAGCUUACAAUCAUCUACAAGCAAUAUUGGAAUUUAUGUAUGCUGGAGAAGUUAAUGUUUCUCAAGAUCAGUUACCAGCAUUUUUAAAAACAGCAGAUCGGCUCAAAGUUAAAGGAUUAGCUGAAGCGCCAGGUAACAUUAAAAGGGAAGGCUAAGACUUUGCGCAUAUUUAGUUAUGGUGUUAUUGGAAGCGUGCGAAGUGAAAAAGUGUAAUGAAUGCGUUUAAAAACAAAGUGAUUAAAUAAAUAAACUGGAGCGUUAUACAUACAUAAAACACUAAUACAAAUGUGAGUACUACUAUUAUAAUCACCUCUAGUUCAUGACAUUCAUCAACAUUAAUAUAAUAUGAAUAUAAAGUUUCGUCUUUUUCUCCCCUAUUUGGAUUAUUACCAAAACUCAAUAUGAUAUUUAUAAUAUAGAGAAAAAAAUAGUUGAUGAAAGCUUUGAACUUGAGACGAUGCACAACACUAUUCAUCUAUCACACCAAUUCUAUUUUUUAUUAAGGAAAGUGCUGAAAUUAAAUACAAGUAAGCAGGUCAUCAUAGUUUUAUAUAAAAAUUGGCCGGGGGCACUUGUAAAUCUACACAAUAUCUAUCAUUUAAAUAGAAAAUGUUUAUAAAAAUCAUCCAAUCAGCCUAAUAUUAAUACAUUAAUUAUUUACACAAUUAUUAUUUUGCACAUAUUCUCAUUUUAAUUAUGUUUUGAUAACAUUAUUUAUAUGUAAUUAUUAAAAAUAACAUAUGUAUCAUUUAUAAAAGUAUUUAUCUGAUUUACAACCCCGGUCAUUUAAAUGAAGGUUUUUUAAUCAAGUUUACUAGAAGUGUUACAUCAAUUUAUGUUUAUGUAUUAUUAAUUAUUAACUGAAAUAUAUCAUGUUAAAAUAGCGUUUUACUAAUUGUUUAUAUAAAAUAGAAUGUGUAUUAAUUAGAUCUUUUAUAAUCUUAUGUAUCUUUAAACGCACUUCUAGUAUUCAUGAACUACCUUUACCAAAUACUGCCAGGAUCGUACCGGCGUAUUUACAUUAUUACCGAUAGACCAAAUUUAUUUAUGAUAAUAAUAUAUUGAAGGUUGUUUGUCCUAAGCCGAAGGAAGUUUAAUGUAACAUAAUGAAAAAAAAAUUUUCUAACGCCAGGACGCACAGUUCUUUUAUGAUAUUUAGAGCACGAAUACUGUCAGUAUCAUUUUGGAGAAAAAAAAUAGUAAAAAAGAAAAGAGUGUUAAGAUACAAUUAGUACAGUGAAAUAUUGAUUCUGAGCUUAUUUAUAUAAGAUAUUUGAAUGAAACCAAUUCGUUAUUUACGACAAAAGGGUGCAAUGAAUUAUUUGAAUACAAUUAAAGAUUUAUUAUUGGAUGCGUUAUAACUAUCGAUUAUUAGUAUCAGCAAGUACAUAUACAAAUUGCUUCCAUAUUUUUUUCUAUUAAAAAUAAAUUUAAACAAACUUUCAUCAGGGAUCAUUCUGUCAACUGAAUUGCUUUAAAUAACAUAAUGUUUAUAGAUUAAUUAUAGUUCAAUAUUUUCACUUUUUUUUUAAAAUAACAUAUAAUACCAUAAUAUUAAGUAGUUAUUUAGCAAUUACUCUUAGAACUGGUUGAAACUUAUAGUCUGUAAAUCCGGUCAGUUAAGUGUUAAAAUACUAUAUGUACAUUUUUUUAUCAUUUUGUUAAACUCGCAGUAAUGUUAAAUAUUAUGUAUUUGAUUAAAUUAAUAAGAAUGGUCUCUGAUGAUAGUGUUUGAGUUUCAAAUUGAUUUUGAGCGUUACUUUCCUUUUUAUAACAUUUUAUAACUGAAAAAUGGUUGUAAUAAUACAAAAUAAAUAAUUACAUAAGUAUAUUUUUUAUUUUUAAACGCUCAGAAUCUGGGAUGAAUAAUUAUUUGAAGCUCUUCCCUUAUAAUUGUCAUGUUAAUUUUUAUGCAUAUGUAGAGAGAAAAAAAAUAUUUCUACGACUUACACGUAAUUUCUUACCAGACGACAAUUUUUUCAUCAUUUGAUUUUACUUUUAAUAUUAAGAUGAUUUAAUGAAAAUUAUAAUAAUAAUAUGAAAAUGUUGAAAUAUAAAA